UUAUCUAUUUGAAGCGAGACUCCGGCUGAACCGGCUCGCCAGAGCAUCACAUUCACGACCCCUUUCCCACGAAAAAGAUACUCUGGUGCUAGCUUUCUUGUCCCAAAAUUCAACCAGCAGCUACAGCAGCCGAAACCGUCCCUCUCAAGACUUGAGGGAACUCAAGGGAGAGGGGAGAUAUUGACGAAAAGCUACAAAUUACUGUUACUGUAGUUAAAAAGAUUUGAUUUUUGUGGAAAAGAAAAUUAGUAAAAGCAAGGAAAGAUGGCAAAAUUAUCAAAGCUAUACACAAUGCAAGAAGCUGCUCAGCAUAAUACCAGCGAGGAUUGUUGGGUUGUCAUUGAUGGAAAGGUAUAUGAUGUGUCAUCCUAUUUGAAUGAGCAUCCUGGUGGAGAUGAUGUUUUAAUCGCCGCAACUGGGAAAGAUGCCACUGACGAGUUUGAGGAUGCUGGGCAUAGCAAAAGUGCCAGGGAACUCAUGGAGAAAUUCUGCAUUGGGGAGCUAGACGAAUCUUCCCUGGCAAUCCCUGAACUUGAAAUUGUUCGAGCAGAGCAAGCUUCUGACAUCUCAAAGAAGAUUGUGGAGUUUACUAAGCGAUACUGGGUUGUUCCAGUAGCUGUUGCAGGCAUAUCUGCGGUUGUUGGCUUUCUAUACUUGAGAAAGAAGUGAUCCAAUUUGCAUCUCAUCCCCUGCAAGCUUAUAACAGCUCGAACCUUUUAAACCAUAGUAAAGACUAGUUUCUGGCAGGAAGAGGGGAGGGUGAGGGGAAGGAAGAGGUUGAAAGAUCAAACAUUUGAUUGAGCAUUUUUUGUGAUUCAUUUGUUGCACCUCCAAGCAGAACUGACUACUGCAGUGAUACCUUCUUAUAGGUUGGCGGAGGAUCUUUAAAGCCAAAUGAGCUUGCAAUUUCGAUUCUGUUUGUCUUUCUUGUG
This is a messenger RNA of Coffea eugenioides, 932 nucleotides long. RefSeq names its product cytochrome b5. Bases 265 to 669 code for a protein of 134 amino acids. Gene Ontology annotation, molecular function: heme binding. The record is from RefSeq and is a predicted model, not a curated record. Lineage: Eukaryota; Viridiplantae; Streptophyta; Magnoliopsida; Gentianales; Rubiaceae. Gene Ontology annotation, cellular component: intracellular membrane-bounded organelle; membrane. The transcript has 3 exons.